AACAAGCAGUUCCUUUCAUGUUUGCAUCGUGAAGGUAGCCACUCCUCCUGAGACUAGCAGAUUGUUUAUACUUUUUGGCCAGUAAGCAGAUUGUCCCAAAAAGUUGAGUUGAGCUGCUACGUCAUUCCGGUUGCUCUGUAACUGCAGUAUGCGCGAAUCUCGCUGAGCUGACCUGAAAAUAGAAGAUGGACUAUGUGGCGGCUGCAGCUGGAGCAACGGUCAUGGUCAUCGUAGUCAUAAUUGCCGUGAUGCUGUGCAUGGCCUACAAGCCGUGGAAUCUUGUGAUCCAAGCCAGAGGGCCAUCCGAAGUUGUACCUCUGUCUGACGGAGGAGCAGCAGGCGGCUAUGCAGGUGGUGGUGGAGGCGGUGGUGGAGGCGGUGGUGGAUGCGAAGAUGGAGGAGGUGGUGGAGGCGAUGACGGAGGUGGUGGUGGUGGCGGCAGAGAUGAGGAUAAGAGAGACAGAUCGAAGCGCCUCCAGUCCCACAGCCCCAACCCUCAGUCCAGGAGGCCUUCUCCCCAAGGCCUCUUCAGCGAGGAAGAACAGAAGAUGAAAGCUCUUCCGUCAGCGCGUGUUACCCGGGAUCAAGGCAAGAGUCGUGAACUGUCGAUUUUGUUUUCUUUCAUAGGAAGAACCUGUCUUGAAAAUGAUCUUGCCACACAAUUGUAUGGCAUUAACUGUUUUUGAAAAAUGCCAAAAGUUAAUUAAAUAUACGGUGCGCGCACAAUAGGAGUAGACAUAGGAACUGCGGCAAAUUAGUUCAUGCAUUCGUUCAGAGUAAAACAUACAGACCAACAGAAUAUAACUAGUUAGAAUUUUAAUGUAUUACUGUUCAAGCAUUUUCCUCCAGUGUUAAGAAUGGACUUUAAUCUGUAUUUCCUAUAAUAAGCAAAUUUCUUGUAAUUAGCAAAUGUCUGAGAGCGAACCAUCCUCAAUAAAGGAUGUAAGUGA
Penaeus chinensis is the source of this 950-nucleotide messenger RNA. RefSeq names its product DEAD-box ATP-dependent RNA helicase 12-like. The record is from RefSeq and is a predicted model, not a curated record. The coding region runs from base 186 to 686 and encodes 166 amino acids. NCBI's taxonomy places the organism in Eukaryota, Metazoa, Arthropoda, Malacostraca, Decapoda, Penaeidae. The transcript is spliced from 3 exons.